Drosophila takahashii is the source of this 2080-nucleotide messenger RNA. RefSeq lists its product as uncharacterized. The record is from RefSeq and is a predicted model, not a curated record. NCBI's taxonomy places the organism in Eukaryota, Metazoa, Arthropoda, Insecta, Diptera, Drosophilidae.
CGUCGCAGCAAGUUCGCGAGUUCGAGCAGCGGCGCACAGCGAGAAAAGAAGAGCAGCGUUCCAAGCGUUUUCGGCCCCCAGUCGCUGACGCCGAGGGCGGCGCAGAAAACUUGGCUCCUUUUCCGCAGAAAGGGCGCGCGAGUGGAGAUCCGCGACUAACGGAUCUCGAUCCUAGACGAACUAGUUUUAGAUUGCGCAAUUCCGAAGCCACAAUCGCGAAAAGCAACUGUUUUUAAGUGCGCGCGUCGACGAGUGAAAUUCGAUAGCAAACGGCAAAGGCAAAGCUCUAAAAAGCCGUUUUAAAACAAAACAAAAAAAAAACACUGACAAAACACAAAAACAACAGAGCAACAUGGCGACCACCGCCUGCGUCCGCUGCGCCCAACAGCAACAACAAAACAAACAGCAUGAGGCGCAUGCGCAGCAGCAGUUGCAGCAGCAGCGACGCAACAGCAACAACAACAGCCCGCGGAUUCUGCACAUUUAUUGCGCGUGGGCGUUGAUCACUCUCUUGGCCGCCAGCGCCGCGAUGGUCCAAAGUGCAGCAGUCUUUGGUGAUCUGCUGUCCCAUCCAACUUUCAAGCCGCUCUGCAGUGCCCAGCACGAGCACUUCAUCGAGAGCGAUGGCAAAGAAUCUAGUCUCAUCAUCGAACUGAAGCCGGGUUCCUAUGGGGCGGAGCACGCCUCCUGCGCCCGCAUCCUGAGUGCCCCGCCCAACUAUGGCUUCAUAGUGCGCCUCAUCCUGCCAAAGCUGCCGCACGGCCAGCCCCUGGAUGUGGCCACCACCAGGAGUCCCUCGGCCACGAACAUCAUGGCCGCAUCAGCCGGUGCUAACAACACCUCCAAGCUCCGACGAACGGCCAAGUCCGGCGGAAUCAUGGAAUCCCCGGCACUCCUCAACUCCACGAAGGCUUCCCGGGUGAUGGGACGCACCUGCCCUCUGAACAUUUUUAGCUCUUUGGACCCGCACACGGCCCAGUGGCGAGUGGAUCCCUGCCAGUUGGAGGACACCGCCUCGGAGAUGGAGGAUCCGGUGAGGCUCUUCCACGGUCGCGUCAAGAUCGUCUGGGAGCACGGUCAGCACACGCUGCGCUCCAAGCUGAUGGUCACGGUCCUCGGGAAGGGCGAGCAGUGCAAGGAUGGCAGCAAGCACCAGUGCCUGAAGAUUGGCGAUGAGCCCAUUCUGUGCAUCUCCAAGGAGCUGACCUGCGACGGGAUCCGCCACUGUCCGUACAGCAACGAGUACGACAGCGAUGAGGACUACGAGCUGUGCUCGAAGCAGCAUCGCCCGGGAUUCGGACACCUGUCCACCGGCCUGGAGUCGGAUCUCUUCGAGCAGUUCGCCCUGGAAGUGUUCCGCAACCUGUUUGCCCACGACGCCCCGACGGCACCCGAGGAUUUGCCGCGGAACAGUAGUGAUGGCGCCGAAGGUUUGGGCUUGGAUAACUCGACGGCCACCUCGACGACCACGCUGCGAAAAGUGCACACCAAAGACAUGAAGAAGCCGGGCGAUGGGUCACCCAAUUCCAUUGGGCCGAGCCUGGCCACCGAGGGGGAGGAGCAGCAGCAGCAGAAGCCGGAAAACGAUACGGCUGAAAUGGGAGCGGGAACUGGAGGCGGUGGCAGCGGAUUCACGCGACGGAACUCGACGCGCUCUGGCCUCCACUCGGACCUAUCGAAGUACGGGCCGUGGGGCUACCUGAUGCUCGGCAUGCUCCUGUGCGGCGGAGCCCUGCUCAUCUGCGGCCUCUGGGCCUCCGCCUCGCAGCAUGCGGUCAACAACGAGCGAGAGGCGGCGCUGGCCGCCGCCAAUGGAGGAGGAGGAGGUGGUGGCCCGGACCACCUGGGCGCCAGUUCGCCGCCGAACUACGAGGAGCUGGAUCCCCCGCCGGCCUACUCGGUGCUCUUUCCCAACCAAAAGGCCGCCAGCAGCACCACACUGAACCUAGAUGCUGCGGCAGCCAGUACAAGUACGGCGGCAACACCCAGCAGCGAUGCCCAGCAGCAACAUCCCGCCCAGCAGCAGCAGCAACAGCAACAGCAGCAGCAGCAACAUCAACCAGAACAGCCAACGAACUAG